Molecule: messenger RNA, 963 nt
Organism: Huiozyma naganishii CBS 8797
Lineage: Eukaryota; Fungi; Ascomycota; Saccharomycetes; Saccharomycetales; Saccharomycetaceae
Gene: PRS3
Product: ribose phosphate diphosphokinase subunit PRS3
Exons: 1
Coding region: 1-963 (320 amino acids)
Biological process (GO): ribonucleoside monophosphate biosynthetic process; regulation of cell size; 5-phosphoribose 1-diphosphate biosynthetic process
Cellular component (GO): cytoplasm; ribose phosphate diphosphokinase complex
Molecular function (GO): ribose phosphate diphosphokinase activity; magnesium ion binding
Source: RefSeq, a predicted model, not a curated record
AUGGCUGAUCAUUCAAUCAAAAUGCUAGCUCCGGAUGUCAACAGGGCUGUAGCGGAAUCCGUGUCGCAGAGGCUCGGGAUCCCCCUGACAAAGACGCACAUGAAGAGGGAUGAGACUGGUGAAGUUUUGUUUACUAUUGGCGAGUCCGUGAGGGACCAGGAUAUAUACAUCAUCGUGCAAAUAGGGUCUGGGGAGGUGAACGACCGAGUGUUGGAGUUGCUGAUUAUGAUCAAUGCGGCGAAGACUGCCUCUGCGAGGCGGAUCACCGUCGUGAUACCCAGUUUCCCCUACGCGAGACAGGACAGGAGGGAUAAGUCGAGGGCCCCAAUAACGGCGAAAUUGAUGGCCGACAUGCUAACGACAGCAGGAUGUGAUCACGUCGUCACGAUGGACCUGCACGCUUCACAGAUACAAGGGUUUUUCGACGUGCCCGUGGACAAUCUGUACGCGGAACCCAGCGUCGUGCGGUACAUAAAGGAGAAUUGCGACUACAAGAAUGCGAUCAUUGUGUCGCCGGAUGCCGGUGGUGCGAAGCGGGCCGCGGGGCUUGCCGAAGACUUGGACUUGAACUUCGCGCUGAUCCACAAGGAAAGGGCGAAGGCUAACGAGGUAUCGAGGAUGCUUCUUGUCGGGGACGUCACGGACAAGACGUGCAUCAUCGUCGAUGACAUGGCAGACACGUGUGGGACUCUGGUCAAGGCUGCGAGUAUAUUGAUGGGCCACAGGGCGCGUAACGUGAUUGCGAUUGUCACGCACGGUGUGCUCUCUGGGAAUGCCAUUGCAAACAUCAACAACUCGCAGCUGGAGAAACUUGUAUGCACCAACACGGUCCCUUUCCAAGCCAAGAUGAAACUGUGCCCAAAACUCGACGUGAUAGACAUCAGUUACGUCCUCGCGGAGAGUAUUCGCCGUCUACACAAUGGUGAGAGUAUCUCAUACCUAUUUAAAAGCCAUGUGCUGUGA